Molecule: messenger RNA, 2067 nt
Organism: Scheffersomyces amazonensis
Lineage: Eukaryota; Fungi; Ascomycota; Pichiomycetes; Serinales; Debaryomycetaceae
Gene: HGT5
Product: Hgt5p
Exons: 1
Coding region: 1-2067 (688 amino acids)
Biological process (GO): carbohydrate transport; transmembrane transport
Cellular component (GO): membrane
Molecular function (GO): carbohydrate:proton symporter activity
Source: RefSeq, a predicted model, not a curated record
AUGGCAUAUAUAAGAAUAAAUAAUAGCAAAGUUAAUGCUAAUGAUAAUGAGAAUGCUAAUGAUAAUCCAUUUGAUGAGGAACAUGCGGAAGUACUUUUCAGUCAACCAUUAAUAACUACUGCGACUGAUCAUGAAACCUCUGGACCGGCUAGUUUGAUACCGAAAAUAAUUGUUCAGGAUAUGGGAAGACCAUCUUCAGAAAAGAAGGAAAUCAUAUACUCUGAUCAUUCUGGAGAUAAUGAUGAUGACGAUGAUGAUGACGAUGAUUUCAGUGUUGAAAUAGAUAAUAAUAGCGAUGAAUUUGAUCCCGUAAAAUAUGGUGACUCAAAUCAAGGUCUUCGACAACAACAUCUUCUAGAAGGUGGAAAUAAUUCAAUUUCUGUCAAUGAAUACAUGGAUGAUUUCGGAAAUUUAUAUGCUCAUGUCGAUUUUAAUUGUAAACAGUAUACAUCAAAAUUAAAAUUUAAAGGAACAUUUCUAGUAUAUUUUACUUCGGCAUUUGUAUCAUUUUUUGUAUCUUUAUUUGGGUAUGAACAAGGUGUUUGUUCAGGAAUAUUGACAUUUCGUACGUUCAAUGAUUAUUUUGAUUAUCCUAGUAAAUCUGAAAUUGGGCUUGUUAUAUCAAUAUUGGAAAUUGGAGCUAUGUUUUCAUCAUUGUUAGUUGCUAAAAUUUCAGAUAUCUUUGGUAGAAAACGUACAAUUUUAUUGGGAACAUUUAUUUUUAUAAUUGGUGGUGCAUUGCAAUCUUUUGCAAUUAACUUAUGGGUGUUUGGUGUGGGAAGAGUUUUAUCUGGUAUAGGAGUGGGAAUAUUAUCUACUAUAGUUCCUUCUUACCAAUGUGAGAUUAGUCCAAGUGAAGAAAGAGGUAAAUUGGUUUGUGUUGAAUUUACGGGUAAUAUUAUAGGUUAUUGUUUAUCAGUUUGGGUUGAUUAUUUUAGUUAUUUCAUUCAACCAAAGAAUGUCAAUGAAUCGAAAUUCUGGUCGAAUGUAAGUUGGAGACUUCCAUUAUUUAUUCAGGUAAUAAUAGCAUUUGUUUUAUUGGUAGGAGGAUUUUUUAUAGUUGAAAGUCCUAGAUGGUUAUUAGAUGUCGAUCAUGAUCAACAAGGAUUAAAUGUUUUGGCAUUAUUAUAUGAUUCUCAUCAUGAUGUAGAUAAAGCAAGAAAGGAAUUUUUCAUAAUUAAGAAUUCUAUUCUUCAAGAACGAAUUUCAAUUCCUAAAUCGGAAAGAAGUUGGAGGAAUAUGUUUCGUAAUUAUAGAUCCAGAAUUUUUAUUGGUUGUUCUGCGUUAGGAUUUGCUCAAUUGAAUGGGAUAAAUAUUAUAUCUUAUUAUGCUCCAUUAGUAUUUGAAGAAGCUGGCUUCAAUGAUUCAUAUGCAUUAUUAAUGACUGGUAUAAAUGGUAUAAUUUAUUUAUUAAGCACAAUUCCACCCUGGUUUAUUGUUGAUAAAUGGGGUAGAAAACCAAUAUUAAUAAGUGGUGGGUUUUCAAUGGGUGUUUGUUUAUCAUUAAUUUCAUUAAUUAUGUGGUUAAACAGAUCAUAUACUCCUACCAUGGUAGCCAUAUUAGUUAUUAUUUAUAAUGCAUCAUUUGGCUAUAGUUGGGGACCAAUAGGGUUUUUAAUUCCUCCUGAGGUAUAUCCAUUGGCGAUUAGAUCAAAGGGUGUCUCAUUAAGUGUUGCUACUAAUUGGUUGGCGAAUUAUAUCGUAGGACAAUUAACGCCUAUUUUACAAGAACAAAUUGGAUGGCGAAUGUAUUUAUUACCAGCUACAAGUUGUAUAAUUAGUAUUUUUGUGGUUAUUUGGUUUUAUCCAGAGACUAAGGGAGUCGAAUUAGAAGACAUUGAUAGUUUAUUCGAAGAGUUCUAUGGCAAGUCAUCAAACUUGUCUGCAUCCAAUAAUUCUGCAAGAUAUGAUAGAAUUGUAAAUCUGUUGGAUGAUGCCAGGGCCAGUAACGCAAAUGGAAAUAAUGUUGAUUUUGAAUUGGAUGAAUUCGAUUAUGAUGACGAUAACGAACUUUUGCCCAAUAGCAAUAAUGCUGAAACUAAUUCGCCAAGAAGGACAAUGUUGUAA